Molecule: messenger RNA, 5335 nt
Organism: Armigeres subalbatus
Lineage: Eukaryota; Metazoa; Arthropoda; Insecta; Diptera; Culicidae
Exons: 8
Coding region: 152-5230 (1692 amino acids)
Cellular component (GO): nucleus
Molecular function (GO): zinc ion binding
Source: RefSeq, a predicted model, not a curated record
CCUGCGCCAUGUUGUUAAACACAAACGAACAAAAAUCAAUCGAAGCAGUCGCUGUGUACCCCUCUCAGUUUACGGUCGAACAAAAUCUUUUCGGUCACAAGUGAUCCGCGUUAAUUUAGUGCUUGUUAAUAGUGCCCUUAUCCGACUAAUAAUGGCCACAAACGGUGGUGUGCCCGUUUAUGACGCACCGCGAUCCAUCGGUAUCAGGUAUGGGCCGGAUACGCGGCUCAAUUGCUGUGUCGAGGGGUGUGUUUCCAUGUACGGCGACAUAGGCAUAAGUUUUCACCGCUUCCCGACGAUCAAUACGGCUCGGGAUGUCCUGCGUAGGGAACUGUGGGUCGAAGCGGCCGGCUUGCCGAACGACGCGAACGUCAUCGAUAAUGCGCUCAUUUGCGGAAGACACUUCGAAAAAGGGAAACCAUCACUUCCGAAUGAAAUUAGGGCUCCCAACUGGACUCCGAGUCUACAACUGAACACGUUGGUGGCGCCACGUUCCAUAGAAAAUGCGAUUGGUGGCGGUGGCAUGACAGAACCAUCAUCAUCGAACGUGCUAGUCCCCAUAGCCUCCUUACCGCAUAAUAAAAACCAAGUCUCGAUUUUACCCAUAAUGGGACCCCAGACUGUUCCGAAGGAUAUGAAUCUACCUGAGUAUUGUCGACUUUGCUUAACCGAGAACGUGCAGUUGGUCUUCCCGAAGGACUCCAGAGUGUACGAUCAACUGGCCACCAAAAUCAGCGAUCAUCUGCGAAUAACCAUAACUGUCGCUGAGCUGACCCGCUGUAUGAUCUGCAAGAAAUGCUACGAAAUGCUGGAACAGUUCCAUCAGUUUCGUAUCCGCUGCGUUCGCCAGGAGAUGUAUUUGAACAUGCGAAGGUGCUUGGAACCGGAUCGCAAACAUCCGCUUCGGUACAAAGACAACUGGUACUGGUACUCGUGCCUUGGCAACAACAUGAACUCCGUAAUCUGGGGCUGCAGCGUGGUGUGCUGUCCGGCAUUCAUUGUAAGCCACCCGAGUGGGCGAAUCUGCUCCAAGUAUGCAAACCAUCAGCAUAAGCAGAAGAUGGACGACGUCAAGGCGAUAUACUGCAAUGGCGAGUACAUUUACGAUGGCUAUCGAUACAGUUUUGAGGUCAUCAAUCUGAACAGAACGCUGUCAUUCAGCUGUCGGAGUUUGAAGGAUCCCCAUAAUGAGUGCACGGCUGUCCUGACAUCCAACGAUCGCAGUGAAGUGCUAUCCGUAGGGGUGCAUAAUCAUGAACGGGAGAUCAUCAUUGAAUCCGCGGUGAAAGACGCAGUAGACGGAGCGAAGAGAUCUAUUACGUUGAUUCGCGGUUUCAAUAAUGAACUUGUGGUUUGCCAAGGUUACUGGUACAGAAAGGUUUCGGAACAGAGCAGUGUGUCACACUGGAAUUGUAUCCGGAAUGAUUGCACCAGCACAAUCACAAUGGUAAAUGGUACUGUUCAGUACUUUGGCACUCAUUGUCAUUUGCCGGUUUUCUUGAAAUGGGGCGCAGAGGAGGACAGAACUAUUGAACCGAAAACUACCACUCUGAUGAAGAUAGUGAAUCCAACGGCGCCGAAGCCGACUGCGAUUGCUGAAACAGCAACAGUACGGCAGAUUCCUCCCGUAGCAUUUCGAGAAUCAACGACCAUUGUUCAUUCAGCACAACCGACGAUAUCCGUGAUACCGUCAAGUCAGGCAAGUCAGACCCGUUUCAAUGUUCAACCCAUUGCAACCAUUAUUAAAACGGAACAAAGAGAAAUGUCGCCAAUUCACCUUACCUAUAACCGGGAGACUCUUAUCCCAUCUACAAUGGUCAGAACACAACCAACUCAACCUUUGGUAGUGUCCGCUGCAGUGAUGGCCUCCAAAGCAGCACCUAGUUUACCGACAAGUGUGCAAUCGAACGUCAAUGCAAAAUUCGGUAACCCUAUCAGUGUGGUAAAACGAACGACUGCUCCAACGGUGCGUGUUGUUGCUCCCCCGCGUCCCAAACUAGUUCUGCCGUCACAUGCGCCCAAGCUAUCUGUUCUACCAACGCGAACAAACGAUCAGCCCUCCGCCCCUACAGUCCCCAAAAUUCUUCACGUCAUGUCCCUGAAUUUGGCGCAUCAACCUGAACCAACGUCUGUCCCGGAAGUGAUUGUUACAGUUUCUCAACCUCUGUCUGUUUCUCAACCUACUGAAUCGAUUGAGAUAGAAGCGACGAUCAAACAAGAGCCUGAUCCAGAUCCAGAAGAUGAUGCAGAAACUAUAACAGAUGAGAUAAAUACCACAGAUCAAACACCAAUUCCUGCUCCAAGUAUGAGCGCUGACCCUAUAGCUGAGCAUCUCCCGAAACCUCCGCCCCUUACGCCACGACCAAUGAUGUUGGUAUCAUCGGCAUCUGUGGUUAGCAACAACACUUUGGAUAUCACCUCACUGGAUCAAACCUGCAUCGACGGCUUGGAGUCGGCACCAAAUAAACCGGCAACAGAGGGAUUGCAACAACAGCGGACCGUUGUAGACGAAGAUGAUGGUUUGCACGAUCUUCAGGACGACGACGAAAUUCCGCCGAUCGUGCCCAUCGAUGCCGACAUAGUGUCGCGAAUAAUCGGCAACGAAUACACGACCAGAGUGCUUCCCAACGGCAAAACCCAGGUGAUACGCAAGGCCAUACUUUCACGGAGCUCGGGCUCGGCAUCGCAACCUACGAUGCAGCAGCAGAAGGUCUUAUCGGCCGCUCAACUGCUGGCGGGGCGCACCGAAUUGAAUGUGAAAUCGGUGCGAAAGAUUGGCAGCUCGAAUGCUGCAACCGCGUCGAAGCGAAACAGCGAUGCGGGCGAGCUGGAAGAUCCUCUCAGCAAGAAGACGAAGAUAAGCGAUCCCUUGGAAGUACUUGAACCAGUAAUUGUGAAUGUCGAAAAAUCUACCGAACCAGACAAUACGGAACAAGAGCAGGACGAAUUGGCUGCAGAAGACCCCAUCGCCGUGUCGACAGAGCCACAUCAGAAUCUGUCCGACGAAGAACCGGAACAAACAGAUUAUGCCUCAAGUGAUGAACCGAUUGUGAGAUCGAGUAGUACAUCAGAAAAAGAUGAAAGUAGCAACCAGGAUAUGUCGGCCCCGGAACAAGAACGAUCAGCCAUCGUGCAGGAACCUGCUGUUGUACCAGAUGUUACUCCAGAUCCUCAAGAAAGUCAAUCUGAUAAGAAGAUGUCCUCCUCCAAGUCGGUCCAGCUGGUCAAGCUUCAGCGUACCCAACAAAUGCUAAGCCACGAGGGUCACCUGUACAAGCUGAAAUGGCACAACCGACGACGCAAUUAUUGGGAUUGUAUGCUCCGUGAACAGGUCAACUGCAUGGCCAUUUUGGAAACGGUAGGCGAGGAUAGCCGUCACUGGAGGAAAUACGGUGCGCACAACCACAAAAUACCCAAACCAAUAAUCAACGAUGAGAAUCGUAGCAGUUACCGGAUGCUGACGAACGAAACCAAUCUGGCGAAUGUGAAACAGCUGCCCAUUCAGACGACGAACAUAUGCGACGUCCAGGAAAACGUGGGCCGGAUGAUGAGUUUGGCCAAACGAAAAUUGUUCGGUUAUAAAAUUAAAAGGAUUGGCAAGGGUGUGAUUCUGUACUAUGCAAACUACGAGUACAGGUACAACAAUAUGGUUGGUCCAGGUUUCAGAUGGAAAUGUGCGUCAUGUUCAUGUACAAUCGAAACCGAUGAGAAGUUCACCAUUGCCCAGGAGGUGGGUAUGGUUCAUAAUCAUGAUCCCCACGUGCCGGAUGUCAUCGAACUCGAAGAUGACGCACCUUCUGAACUCUCAAAUGCUAAAGCUCCGCUGGUUCAACCUAAAAAAACAGUGAAAGCCGUACCAACAACCAAUGAUGAAUCAAUUGAUGUGGAUCCCCUGAGAGAUGCGAUACAAGAAGAUGUUACUGAUUCGGACAAAGAACCUGAGCCUACUCCACAGGAAACAGAAGCCCAGGACGAAUUGACUGAACAAACGCAUGAGACACCGAUCAAUGAAAAAGCCCCUGUGACGAAAUCUGCUGUACAACAGACACAAGUCCAAUCCAGUGAAACGUCUCUCUUUGACGAAGAUGAGGACCCUAUUGAUGCCAUGCUCCGGGAAAUUACGGGAGACCAAGAUGAACCCACUCAAUGUCUCACGAAUCCUCCUUCAGCAGGCAAUGAAUCUGACGAAGAGGAGCUAACACUUGAUCCAUCAACCGGUGACAUGGUCAAGAUAGGGGAAUUAAAACGGAAAGAAUAUCGCAAGACUAUACUUGAGGACAUCGUUGCCGAUGAGGAUGACGACGAGAUGGAAUACCUUGACCCACUGACCGGCGAAAUGCGACGAAAAGGCGAUCAGCCUCCUCUAGCUACUGAACCACUUCCUGACAAUGCCGAUGAUCAAAACUCGUCGGAUUUGGGAACAGUUGUGGGCCCAAAGCCUUCCAACGUAGAUUUUGAGGAUCUGCUCAAGAAGGGAUCUCCGAAAGCACCACUUGAUACCAGAAAACUAAAGGGACCAAAGAAAAAUUCUUUGGCAGCACUUAAAAUGGUUGUUGAAAUGCACAAACAACUAAAGAAACCCGAUCCCGAACGCAACUUUGAAGUACUCCCGGCUCCAGGCGAUGAAAACAACUGCCUAAUUCGGUUCAAUGAGUAUACGUAUGAAUUGGACACGGUUACCGAUGUUGUCUCAGUGUGGAAGUGCCAUCUCUCACCUCAGUACACGUGCCGAGGCAAAAUACAUCUAAAAAAUGACUGCCAACAAGUGCUGACUACCGGGGUCAAUCAUUGUCAUCCGUCCACGCAGGUUGAUAUGUUCACUGAACUGCCUCGGCAGCUUGAUGGUCAAAUCACAGACAGCGAUAUUGGUGCUGAACGGAAGUACACCUUCUUCAAGCGACCCGAUGACGUGUAUCAGUUGCGAUUGGACGAUGGCUACAUGUACAAUUGCUUGACCAUCGCUAAGACCGGUGUCAGUUGUUGGCGAUGUGCCGAUAGGCAGACCCACAAUUGCAAAGCCAUGUUCACUAUGGAGGGAGAAUUCAAGUCGCUCGUUAGGAACAGAUUUAGCCAUCCGCAUGAUCCGGUGGACUUGGGGCAAGAAGAGGGAACUGAAUCAGAGGAAAAUGGUAAGGAUUCAAUCGAUCAGAAUGUUACGAUUCCAACCAAAAGGUCUGCUAAGGAUGAGCACGAAGAUGAUGUAAAAAAGCCAAAAAGGCAAACGCUGUAAGCAUUUUGGUUGAGUUGAGAAUUCAGUAACUGUAGUUAUUAGUAGUAUGUAAUUUUAUUUUUAUCAAUACGUCAAACUUGAUAUAUGAUUACAAUGUAUAUAUUA